CAUUUACCCAUGAAAUUUCGAAUACUUGAACGGUCGAUUCUUUUCAUAUUAAAAAAAAGAAUAUUUAAUUGUGAUAAAAAAGAAAAAUGGAAAUUCUAUAUCGCUAGAUUAAUCGUUAUCUUCUAUAAUAUUUAACAGUUAUUUGAAAUUCUAUAUUCUAUUCUUUAAUAUAUUAAUAUUCAUUAUGAAUAGCGAAUAUGAAUAGCUAAGAAUUAAAAUAGUAUAAUAGUGAAUAGCAAAGAUUCUAAGAGUUUAUUGAAUUCUUAUACAUGUCGAAUUUAUGUUAUGUGAGCCUGCUUAGCUCAGAGGUUAGAGCAUCGCAUUUGUAAUGCGAUGGUCAUCGGUUCGAUUCCGAUAGUCGGGUUUUCUCUAUUUAUUUUAUUCUAUGUUUUACAUGAUUGAUAAUGCAUCUUUGAAAUCAAAGAAUAUUGAAAAAAAAAUGUUUUCCUCUUUUGGCGAAAGCCCUUGAUUUAUUAUGUGAUAGGAAUUUCCAACUAUCUAACGAAAAGAAUCCUUUUCUUUUUCUAUAUAUAGAAUAUAAAGAUCUGGAUAUUUAUCCAACUCAUCUCAUUAUUCUUUAAUAGAAUAACUAAGUAAAUUUCGCUUUAUUUAGAAUUUAGUUCAUUUUUAGUUUAGGUUUAUUCUGUAGAAUGAAAUUUCAUCAAUAAGAAUUAAUAAUUAAAUAUAAAUAAGAAGAAGGAGUCUUUAUGUCGCGUUACCGAGGUCCUCGUUUCAAAAAAAUACGCCGCCUGGGGGCUUUACCAGGGCUAACUAAUAAAAGGCCCAGAGCUGGAAGUGAUCUUAGAAACCAAUCGCGUUCCGGGAAAAAAUCCCAAUAUCGAAUUCGCCUAGAAGAAAAACAAAAAUUGCGUUUUCAUUAUGGUCUUACAGAACGACAAUUACUUAAAUACGUUCAUAUCGCCGGAAAGGCAAAAGGGUCAACAGGUCAGGUUUUACUACAAUUACUUGAAAUGCGCCUUGAUAACAUUCUUUUUCGCUUGGGUAUGGCUCCGACUAUUCCGGGAGCUCGCCAAUUAGUUAACCAUAGACAUAUUUUAGUCAAUGGUCGUAUAGUAGAUAUACCAAGUUAUCGCUGCAAACCCCGAGAUACUAUUGCGGCGAGGGAUGAACAAAAAUCUAAAGUUCUAAUUCAAAAUUCUCUCGAUUCAUCCCCCCAUGAGGAAUUGCCAAACCAUUUGACUCUUCAACCAUUCCAAUAUAAAGGAUUAGUCAAUCAAAUAAUAGAUAGUAAAUGGGUCGGUUUGAAAAUAAAUGAAUUGCUAGUUGUAGAAUAUUAUUCUCGUCAGACUUAAACCUAACAAAAAUAAAAUCAACACUAAUAAGAAUAAGUAAGAAUAAGGGUUCGACCCAUUUUGCUCCCUUUCGGCGAAGUAAAUUAACCUAAGGUUAAGAUAAAUAAGGGUUUGAUCCGGAUUUUUCUUCCAUUUAGGUAUCAUAGACCGAGAGGGAGAUUUUCAUUCCUUGUCUACUCUACUCUUUUCUUUACACAGUAUUUUCUGUACCACAGCCAUUAGGAAUAGAGAAUCCAUAUCAAAGAAAGGUCUAACUGUUGGAAUAGUCGUAUCCAUUGCUAUUUGAUCUAUUGUGGUUAGUAAGAUCGAUGAAUUAGGUGAAGGUACGGAAAGGAAAGAGAGGGAUUCGAACCCUCGGUAAGCAAAAGCCUACAUAGCAGUUCCAAUGCUACGCCUUCAACCACUCGGCCAUCUCUCCUACAUAAUGAUUAUGACCCAAAAAACUAAAAUCGAGUGAAUAGUGAAUCAUUCUAGAUUAUUGGGUAGGUACAACCAAUCAACUCUAACUAUAAAGCGAUCAAAAUCGAAAAUUUUUCAUCAUAGUAAAAGAAGUAUCUUUCCUUCUAGGCUGGGGGGAUAAAGAUAAAAUUUUUUUCUUACAAAAAAUGUUCUCUUCUUUUUCUGAAUUCUCUAUUUAUAUAUUUAUACUAUACCGACCGGAUUAAAUCAAUAAAUUAGAAAUUCUAAUGAAUCAACUGAGCGAGGGA
This is a messenger RNA of Lactuca sativa (garden lettuce), 2020 nucleotides long. The record is from RefSeq and is a predicted model, not a curated record. Lineage: Eukaryota; Viridiplantae; Streptophyta; Magnoliopsida; Asterales; Asteraceae.